Messenger RNA from Belonocnema kinseyi, 2472 nucleotides. RefSeq names its product aldehyde dehydrogenase, dimeric NADP-preferring (gene Aldh-III). Gene Ontology annotation, cellular component: cytoplasm. The record is from RefSeq and is a predicted model, not a curated record. The transcript is spliced from 12 exons. Gene Ontology annotation, biological process: aldehyde metabolic process. Bases 439 to 1962 code for a protein of 507 amino acids. Gene Ontology annotation, molecular function: aldehyde dehydrogenase (NAD+) activity. Lineage: Eukaryota; Metazoa; Arthropoda; Insecta; Hymenoptera; Cynipidae.
GUGUGCGCCCCCGCUCUGACCCAAAAAUUGUCCCUUUCCUUCAUCCAAAUUCCUGAUUUUUGAUUGGAAGAAGGGUUCCGAGUGGAGGAGUUCGGGAACGACCCCCAGCGUCUCGGAAGUUCGGACUUGCCGAUUUGCGAUCUAACUUCAGUCUAUUCUCCGCUCUCGCGUACGCUACAGGUCUCACCUGCUGAGUAUUUUUCUCUGCUUUGGUAACCGUGGUUCAGAUCCAUCAUCCGUUGAUUGAUUUUUUCUCCCAAAUCCCAAACAAGUCAAGGAACAGAAGGCCGGCUACGAGCUCUAAGUCCCACGUCUCCGACUAUCGCGGUAAAGAGUAAAGGUGAAUCAUCGAUAUCGGGAUUUGUUCCGCGUGCGCGUCUCGUGAUAGGAUUCGCGCGUUCCAAGGCCAGAGAUCGGCGUCGCAAGAUCGCGACUCAAAUGAACGGCAAGCCCAGUAUGUCAAACUACAUAGAUCUUGUUCAAAAAACGAGAGAUGCCUUCUUUAGUGGAAAAACUCGUCCUCUGGAGUGGAGAAUCAAACAACUGAAGCAGUUUGUAAAAAUGCUUGAAGACAAUGCAACUGAAAUCCAGGCUGCUCUUCAGAACGACUUACGCAAGAGUAAGUUCGAGUGCUACGCCCUGGAGAUAGACUAUACAAUAAGUGAAGUCAAAGAUAUGUUGCGUAACAUAAAGGAAUGGGCGGCCAUAGAAAAGCCUUCCAAACCAAUCGUCAACAUCCUAGACGGUGUCGAAAUUCACAAAGAUCCUUAUGGAGUAGUUCUCGUAAUCGGAGCCUGGAAUUAUCCUUUACAAUUGACCCUGGUACCAAUGAUGGGAGCCAUAGCAGCUGGAAAUUGUGUCAUCGUUAAACCUUCUGAAGUAUCUCAAUUCACUUCAAAAAUUAUCGCAGAAUUGAUCCCAAAGUAUUUGGACAAUGAAUGCUUUGUCGUUGUAAGUGGAGGCGUUUCAGAAACGACGGAACUCUUGAAGCAGAGGUUCGAUUAUAUAUUUUACACGGGUUCGACUGCUGUUGGAAAAAUUGUCCGAGAGGCUGCAAACAAAUAUUUAACACCAGUCACUUUGGAACUCGGUGGCAAGAGUCCUGUUUACAUAGACAGCUCGGCAGAUAUAAGUAUUACCGUCAAGCGUGUUUUGUGGGGAAAAUUUAUAAAUAAUGGACAAACGUGCAUUGCACCUGAUUACAUAUUAUGCACCUCUGAAGUUCAAAAUCAGUUUGUCCAGGAAGCGAAGAAAGUUCUUAAGGAAUGGUACUCUGAAAAUCCACAAGAAAGUCCCGAUUUGUGCCGCAUUAUUAGCGACAAUCACUUCCAACGCCUGUCCAAAUUUUUAUCGAAUGGAACAGUCGCAGUUGGAGGCAAAACCGAUCCUUCCGAAAAGUACAUCGAACCGACGAUUCUUGUCGACGUUAAACCCUCAGAUCCAGUGAUGCAAGAAGAGAUAUUUGGCCCAAUUUUGCCCAUCGUUAAUAUCAACAAUGCAUACGAAGCCAUCAGAUUUAUAAACGACCGCGAGACCCCACUCACAAUGUAUAUAUUCACAAAGGACAAUGGAGUAGGAGAUUUAAUAAUAAGUCAAACCAGAAGUGGUGCAGUUUGCGUCAACGAUACAAUAAUGCAGUAUAGUGUUGAUUCACUUCCAUUUGGAGGAGUUGGUGGUUCUGGAAUGGGGGCUUAUCAUGGAAAAUUGACUUUCGAUACAUUUGUACACAGGAAAGGAUGUCUGUUUAAAAGUUUCAAUAAGAUUGGAGAGUCUUUAGGAUCCUCACGAUAUCCGCCUUACACAGAUAGAAAACUGUCUCUUUUACGAGUCCUGAUGGCGAAAAGACCAGAUAUUCCCGGAAUAAAAUAUUUGCCUCAUCUUUUUAUGUUUGGAUUGGGUGUUGCAGUUACUUUUGGUGUCAAAGCUGCCCUGAAGGGAUCUGACCAUGAGGUUGAGCUAUGAGCAGUAAUGAAGAAUAUCAUCACUUCUUGAUAAAAACGGAUUUUUACGUUUUUUCUCUGCAACGAUUAUUUUGUAUAACUUUACAGUAGAAAUAUUCAAAGUUAAUGCAUGCGAAAAUGUCUUCGUGAGAAAGAAACGCUCUCAAAUUUGAAGAAUUCCCAAUUUAUUUUACUUUUUUCACGAGGCAGCAAUUUUUUCAAGGACUUUUGCUUUUAAAAAAAGUCUUUAAUUUGUUAAGAAAAUUGUUAUUCUAUUUGUUAUCUUUAUCGAAUAUUGAAUAGUGUCUUAUUCGAUUAUUUGAAAGAAUGUUUACAUCACAAUUAUGCGUAAGUAAGAAAAUAGUAUUAAUUUAAUGAGUCACUCGAAGUUUUAAUUUUAAAUUAGGUUUGCACUUUGUAAAUUGUAUUUUUAGUAGCAAUUCUUUCGAUAUUUAAAAUUUGUACCUGGAAAAACAAUUGACAGAGAUUUCGAAUGAUAGAAUGGUAAUUUUUAUAGAAAAAGUGUUGCAAA